Messenger RNA from Candida tropicalis MYA-3404, 582 nucleotides. RefSeq lists its product as uncharacterized. The record is from RefSeq and is a predicted model, not a curated record. The transcript has a single exon. The coding region runs from base 1 to 582 and encodes 193 amino acids. Gene Ontology annotation, cellular component: nucleus. Gene Ontology annotation, biological process: positive regulation of mating-type specific transcription, DNA-templated. Gene Ontology annotation, molecular function: DNA binding, bending. Lineage: Eukaryota; Fungi; Ascomycota; Pichiomycetes; Serinales; Debaryomycetaceae.
AUGGGUUCUGAAAAGGUGUAUAAGAAGGCGGUUCCCAAGGAACUAACAUCAUUAUUUAGAGUGACCAAGAGUAGAGCACCAGUACCUAGGGACAAAAGAGUGGUGAAGGAAAGCCAGAAGCACGGAUUUAGAUUGGACUCGUUGCCAACUCUCCCCUCACCGUCAAACGAGUUACAUCAACUACUACUUGAAUACGGAAUGUUGAAUGACAUUCAAUGGGAUGAAAACAAAACUAAAACAAAGAAGUCAAAGAAAUCUAAGUUGAAAGCUAUCAAUUCAUUCAUUGCUUUCAGGUCAUUUUAUUCACGUACAAUAUCUAACCCAAACCACCAGAGAGAGCUUUCAUCAAAACUUGCUGACAUCUGGAAAACUGAACCGAGCCAGGAAAUCUGGAAUCAAUACGCUCAAUCUUAUAAUAAUUACUUGUUGCUUCCAGGUAUUAAAACAAAUUUUGUUGACUGGUUAUAUACGGUCCUAGACCUCAAAGUAGAACCGGCACUGGUGAUACUCGAAACAGAACCGUUUGAUGACAACUCUCCUAUGUUAUCCGGCACUAUUGAAGAUGUUUAUUUAAUUAAUUAG